Molecule: messenger RNA, 3598 nt
Organism: Sus scrofa (pig)
Lineage: Eukaryota; Metazoa; Chordata; Mammalia; Artiodactyla; Suidae
Gene: ELMOD1
Product: ELMO domain containing 1
Molecular function (GO): GTPase activator activity
Source: RefSeq, a predicted model, not a curated record
UGUUUUGCAUUCAGUGCCUCAUUUAAUCUUCACAAAAGUCCAAGGAGACAGGGAUGACCACUAACCAUUUUAUAGAUGAAGUAGCAGGGGUGCAGAAUAGCUGGGUAAACUACUGGAGUGGUAAAUGAGACUGAAAUCAAGGCCAACUUCAAAGAUCAUUGUCUUUUCCCUAUCCUAUGCUGCCUCUAAUUUAAGAAACCUUUUAAUUAGAGAGAGAAAAACGGUCUUCAUUAACAUGAAAUACAAUAGGAAAGAAAGCCACAGGUCACUGUGUGUGUCUGUGUGUCUGUGUGUGUCUGUGUGUGUGAAAUGAGUUCUGGGCCAAGUCCUAUUGCACUGUGAGGCAAGGUUCACCAAACAGGUCCAGCCUUGGUGUCUAUAAUUCAUCCAUUAUAAUUAACCCCAGGGUUAAGGUAUUGUUUCUGAAGCCUGAUUGAAAUGCAGAUAUGUAACCUGGGAAGACCGACGAGAUCUCUCAAUUACAAACCUAAUUAAAGAGCUGGCCCUUUGAGAACUUGACCCGACUGGUCCCAGAGUCGGGAAAGGCGGGGACUGCCUGGACAUCCAUGCGGGAGAGGUCCCCAGGUACAGGAAAGCAGGUGAGGAAGGGGUGUCCGGAGUGGGGGGAAUUAGUCAGUGAGCCUGCAGGGGUUAGAGCUGAGCCAAAAACAAACUUCGCCUUCUGAACAAUUCUGUGGGGAAGGAGCGAGAAAUCCACCUUGCCCUCUUAAUCCAGGACUCUUCGUGAAUCUCAAAGACAAAUUUCCCGAGGUUCACCAUCUUCCAGUUCCCGGCGCCUCCGGACGGGGGGUGGGGGUCAACUCAGGGGCAAUUAAACUCGGCCGCAGCAGCCUACUCACGGCUCUCUGCCCAAGCAGCGGGGUCUGCAGCUUUAACCCUUUCCCUCGGGACUCCUGCGCAGGGGGCAGCGUUCCCUUCCCCACACCGCGCCCGCGGCUCGACAACUGGGCAUGCUCAGUCGCCGCCCGCGUUAUGCUUCCAGGGAAACCUCUGCAAGCCCUACCCGGGUUGCUCUCGGUCGCCACCCGGGGUCCAUCCCAGCUUGCUCCGCUCCGCGCGACCCAGAUUCCUGCCCCGCCCCCGCCCCUCCCGCGCCCGCAGCCAGUGCUGCAGCCGGCAGCCGAGGCCACCCUGGUCCAGGCUAGGCGCCGGGGACCCACCGCGUCGAUUUCCGCGGCGGAGUGCGCAGCUGUAGCGCCUGGGGGACCACGGAGAUGGAGACCCGACUGCCGCGUGCCAGGACCUGCUGAGCUGCCGCUGCCCAAUCCAGCUUACAUUUACUUUGACAAAGGCAAAUUUGGAAGCAAUUACUUGAGGACAGUCUGGAUAACAGCUGGGUAGUCAAAACAGGCACAAUGAAGCACUUUCUGAGAAUGUUGAUCCAGGUGUGCCUGUAUUUCUACUGUAAAUUUUUGUGGCGCUGCCUGAAAUUUGUAAUGAGAAAGCUGACUGGAAGAUGUGAACUGCAACGGAUUUGUUACAACACCAAGCCUGGAGCUUCUAGAACCAUGAAAAUCGAAACAUCACUGAGGGAUUCAAAAAGUAAGCUAUUGCAGACUUCAGUAAGUGUUCACCCUGAUGCUAUUGAAAAAACUAUAGAAGACAUCAUGGAACUGAAAAAAAUUAACCCUGACAUAAAUCCACAGCUGGGAAUCUCUCUUCAGGCUUGCCUUCUACAAAUUGUUGGGUACAGAAACCUUAUUGCAGAUGUGGAAAAGUUGCGUAGAGAACCCUAUGAUUCUGAAAAUCCCCAACAUGAAGAAAUGCUUCUUCAGUUAUGGAAAUUCUUGAAGCCCAAUACUCCACUGGAAUCUCGGAUUUCUAAGCAAUGGUGUGAAAUUGGGUUCCAAGGUGAUGAUCCUAAAACAGAUUUUCGAGGAAUGGGACUUUUGGGACUGUACAAUUUGCAGUACUUUGCAGAAAGAGAUGCUGCAGGAGCCCAGCAGGUCCUGUCUGAUUCUCUUCAUCCAAAAUGCAGCAAAUUCAGCAAAGCAGAAUGGGAGAAGAAAAGGAUGGAUAAAGCAAUUGGGUACUCAUUUGCAAUUGUGGGCAUCAAUAUAACCGAUCUGGCAUAUAAUCUACUGGUGAGCGGAGCUCUGAAAACUCACUUCUACAACAUCGCCCCAGAAGCCCCAACAUUGUCUCAUUUCCAGCAGACGUUCUGCUAUUUGAUGCACGAGUUUCAUAAGUUUUGGAUUGAAGAGGACCCCAUGGACAUAAUGGAAUUUAAUCGUGUGCGAGAGAAAUUCCGCAAGAGGAUCAUAAAACAGUUGCAGAACCCAGACAUGGCAUUGUGCCCACACUUUGCUGCCUCGGAAGGUUUAAUCAACAUGUAGUCACCCACACUGGUUUUAAUGGAUACCCCGGAACACUGCCUCAUUAUUGUGUUAGAUCUCUGCUUAGGCCCCAGCUCACACACUGAAUGCACACAGUGAUUGUAUGCAUGCCUGUUGGUACAGUAUUUUCAUAUCUUGGUCAUUAAUUACCAGAUCCCCAGAUACCACAAUUUCUGGAGUAUCUGUCAUCCAGUGACUGCUCAUAUUGUGGCAUUAUGCAGUGUUACAUCUUGCCUUGACACCCAGGUAUGGAGAGAGUUUUCUAUUUUUUUAGAUUGUUUUCCUCUCCCUCAUAAUGCAGCAUUGAAGAAUUGUAUUUCUCUAGCUGUAUUUUGUAUGUAAAAGAUUUAGCUGAAUCUCAUUCUGUGAAAGCCUUUUAAUUUAUUGAUAUGUUUCAUGACCACAAGCGCUAGCUUUUCAAGCCAGGUUCAUGCUUGGCCCUCAUUCCAAUAAAGUAUAAGACUUUAAAAUAAUACAGACAGACACAUGAUAAGCCAAAAUCAUUCCUGCAAACAGCUGUGCUUCAUGAAAAUGUAACAAGGCUUACAAGAAGCAAAUUUAGGUAGGUGCUGUUUUUGUUUGAAGUACCACAGAAUUAUAUUGUCAACUUACCCCCAGUUGCAAUGUGUCAUAGGCAUCUGAACAUUAAAUUAUUUUAUUCUCAUAAUUUUACUGGCGUGGAUGCCUGGAUAUGUUUAUGAUGCUUGGAGCCUCAGGAAAGAAGUAUGCAUACUGCAAAAGCUGCAAAAGCUCUUUCACUGCCUGCUGCUUGCUGAACUCAGAGUUGUACCCUGGCACUGUUCUGAUCUGAGCAUCUUUGCUUGGGGACUGAGUGCUGGCAGGUUUGUUGUCUAGGUCAAGAGGUCAUAUUAAAAAAAAUAAUUUUCAAGAAAAUAUGUUGCAAGAGAGGGACCUGAGAUACUUCAUUCUGUAAUAUAUCUUGGAAAAAAAAUGACCUUGUCUUGUAUCAGUGGAAGAAGUAAAUUGCUUGGAAAGGGAACAAAAUCAAAUCAUUUCUGAACUGCUAAAAAUCAUUUUAAAAACCAUGAUUUAGUUUGGAAUUCUGAUUGUAGUCUGUUGAAUAGUAUUUACCAUGGCAUUUCAUACCCAUGGUAUUUUAUACCUUCUGACUAUCGAUUUUAGUAUUAUUAGACGUUUGUGUAAUCACUUGCUUAUUUAAAUGAAUUUUGAGUACUGCCUAACUGUCGGUUAUGAAUAAAUUACAUGUCAUUCUACUGUAA